Messenger RNA from Malassezia pachydermatis, 1698 nucleotides. RefSeq lists its product as hypothetical. The record is from RefSeq and is a predicted model, not a curated record. Lineage: Eukaryota; Fungi; Basidiomycota; Malasseziomycetes; Malasseziales; Malasseziaceae. The transcript has a single exon. The coding region runs from base 1 to 1698 and encodes 565 amino acids.
AUGCUGAGCCAACGCACCCGGCUGGCGACGCCAGCCCCGUCGUCGGAUCAUGAUAUCCUAUCCUCGCCCAGCCAUGGCAAGACAAAGGAGGUGGAGAUGCCAUCGCACACACUCGCGACACCGCCGCCCUCGUCGCCCACACGUAUGACAUGGCCAUCCAAGGGCCCUUCCGACACAGCGCCGACACAAUCUGGCUCGCCUGUUAAGCCUGCACGCGCACCGACCAUGGCUGUAAAAGAGACCAUCCAGCCGAUGGUGAUUACUGUGCCUGAUGAGGCGACGUUCUCGCUCUCGUUGGACUACACACACACCUUCGUCAUUGGCCGAUGCAAAGAGCCUCAACGGGCCCCGACCUUGGCAUCUCAUGCUUUGUCGUUUAUUGGCUCACAGCCACUUGCAUUUGUCUGCCUGCCCCCAUCCGCCAAACAUGCCAGUCGCUUGCACGCUCUCGUGCGCUGGGUUCCUUUUUCUUCGCCCACAGGUGAUGCGACGCCGAUCGGCACCUUUGUCAUGCGCAUUCUCGGACAAAAUGGCGUGGUUGUCCAAGGCAAGCGCCAUCGUGCUGGGCAAGUCGUGCGACUCAACACAGGAGAAAAUGAAAUGGACUUUUUCGGGGCGAAACUCGCUGUGCAAGUCCCUCGCUCUACCGCCGUGGUCAUGCCACCGCCCCGCCCAGUUGCUACAGUUCUCUCGCCUGUAAAGAAAAUGGUGCAACGAGCUCCCUCACCAGCGCCUGUGGAUGUGCCAUCCAGUCCGCCACGUCUAGAUGACUUGCCGAUGUCGGCACCCAUGGUGGUGCCUGCGUCGAGCCCUGGCAUGGAGCGCAUGUCGUCGCCUACACCCUCCGCUGCUGCGCCUUUGGAAGAAGCUCCGCUCUCUCCGACACUUCCUGCAAAGAAAGAUACCACUACCGAUACCGUCCCCAAGCCGGGCGCCGAGUUCUCUGUGCCUGCUUACAUGGAUCUCGCACGUCACUUGGUGGAGCGAUUGGCGCCUACCUACGACUUGGCGGGCCUACUUGCUGGCGCCAUUGUGUUCCAUCGCACAGCGACGAUUUCCGCGUCGGAAGCUGUUCGCAGUGUGCUGGCGUCCAACCCUGGCAUGCUUCGUGGCGAGGCAGGCGCUCGCGCUGCGGCUUUUAGUCCGUCAUCACGCCGGAUUCUAAGUGACGACGUAGCGAAGCGGUCGCCUGCGCAUGGCGAGCAGAUCCGUCACUGGUACACAGGCGACGACAGUCGCUGGCCGAACAUUGCACGCCAAGCCUGGCAUGAACGCCUGGAAGAAGAGCUGCAAAGCAAGCCGAUGUUUGGCGUGAUCCAGCGACCUGGCAAAGAUACGCGAGGCAAUCCAUUGGAAUGUUGGUACUACUAUGACAAGGAGAAUGAUGAAGAUGGCGAGCGAGCCUUGAACUUAGGCGCCUUUGUGAAGCCGAUGCGCAAUGUCGUUCGCAGUCAGAAGCCCAUCUUUUGGAAGAAGAGUGAGUAUGGCCGAGCUACGAGCCGCAACGGUGGCACCUCGGACGACGAUAAGUUGCCCUAUUCGCCACGGACUCACUACAGUGAGUCGGACACGAAGAAGGCCCGCAAGGUCGACGUGCUCGAUACGACACUCGAUGAGCCGGAGAAAACAUGGGACCGCGUGGGCGAUCAAGAGUGGUCAUCGCGACCUCGCAAGAAGCGGUCUGUGCCACCAUCGUAA